Messenger RNA from Lathyrus oleraceus (garden pea), 2628 nucleotides. RefSeq names its product protein PSK SIMULATOR 2. The coding region runs from base 466 to 2220 and encodes 584 amino acids. The record is from RefSeq and is a predicted model, not a curated record. Gene Ontology annotation, biological process: positive regulation of growth. The transcript has 13 exons. Lineage: Eukaryota; Viridiplantae; Streptophyta; Magnoliopsida; Fabales; Fabaceae.
AAACUACGUCCAUUUUCACGUUUCUUUCUCUCUCAUUUACCAAGUCCAAGAUAGCGACAUGCCUACGUACUACAAAAUUACUAUCAUUGAAACAGUCUUCAUUUCUUUCUAUUACUAUUUCAUUUCACUCGAGUCAAUUACCAUAGCUUCUUCGUCGUCGUCGUGCUUCUUGCCACGAAACUUCCAUAACCACAUGUUUCAAUCCCCUUUCAAUUCCAUUUCAGCGUCUCUUUUUUAAUUUCUAUUUUCUACGUUUACUUUUAUUAGUUAAUAUCAUUCCAAUUCCAUUAUUCAACUGUGCGAAUAUCCUUCACAUUUUUCUCAUUCUCUUUUAGUCAAACUCAUGAGAUUAAUUCCUAACUCAAAUAUAAUACUCGUGUUCAAUUCUUAACUGAAUUUCGGUUUAACAUUUCGAUACUCUCUUCUAAACACUGAUUUAACGGGAUUUCGAUUUUUCCGACGAUUAUGGGAUCGGUUUGUUCGGCUGGUAAAGCCGAGAGAAAUAAAAAUGGUGAGAGUGAAGUUUCUGGUGUUAGGAAUCUUAACAGGUUAAAGAGCUUUGUAAACAGAAAGGGAAAUUGUUAUUCAAAUUCAAAGAAGUCGAACUCUGGAUUUUCUACUGAGUUCAAACUAGUUGAUGAUGAUACAAAUCUCAAAUUAACAAGGAGAAAACAGGUCUCCCAAAGAGGGUCCUUGCUAGGAAGAGCUAGUGAGAAGGCAGUGGAAGUUUUGGACACACUGGGAAGUAGUUUGCCAAAGUUAAGUACCAGUGAUGGUUUUAUAACUGGCAUGGUUCCUAAAAGGAAUAAAAUAUCUAUGUUGGCCUUUGAAGUAGCUAAUACAAUAACAAGAGGAUCAAUUUUGUUUCAUUCAUUAUCUGAAGAAAAUAUUCAGUUACUUAAGAAUGAGAUUUUACAAUCAGAAGGGGUGCAGAAGUUAGUUUCUACUGAUACAAAGGAGUUAAUCAGUUUUGUGGAGGCUGAUAAAAGGGAAGAAUUCAAUGUCUUCUCCCGGGAAGUAGUUAGAUUUGGAAAUACUUGUAAGGACCCUCAGUGGCAUAACCUCGAUCGAUAUUUCUUGCGAUUAGACUUGGAUGCCUUAAGCAACAAGCAACUUAGGGCAGAGGCAGAAAAGACUAUGCAAGACUUGUCCUCUCUAGCUCAGAAUACUGCUGAAUUAUACCAUGAGUUGAAUGCAUUGGACCGUUUUCAACAAGAUUAUAACCAAAAGGUUAAGGAAUUGGAGUUCUUAAAUCUUCCUCUCAAUGGGGAAGGUCUCACAGCUUUUCAUAGUGAGCUUAAGCAUCAAAGAAAGCUUGUGAAGAGCUUGCAAAGGAAAUCCCUUUGGUCCAAAAAUUUAGAGGAGAUAGUUGAAAAGCUUGUUGAUAUAGCCACACACAUACAUCAAGCGAUUUUCGAGUUCCUUGGGAAAAAUGCAGGUACAAUUGCAGUAAAAAAUCGGAACCGACCUCAAAGACUAGGCGAAGCUGGUCUUGCACUGCACUAUGCUAACAUUAUCAAUCAGAUAAAUGUGAUAGCAUCACGCCCAACUGUUCUUCCUCCGAAUAUGAGGGACACAUUGUAUAAAGGUUUGCCCAAAAAUAUUAAGAACGCUCUUCCUUCCAGGUUGCAAAACGAUACCGUUACAAGAGAGCUCUCCGUUGCUCAAGUCAAAGCUGAAAUGGAUAAGAUUCUCCAGUGGCUUACUCCAUUUGCCACAAAUACGGCCAAAGCACACCAAGGUUUUGGAUGGGUUGGCGAAUGGGCAAAUACAAGUAGUGAGUCUGUAGAAAAGAUAGCAGGCAAAGAAGCCAACCUUAUUCGCCUUCACACACUCCAUUACGCCAACAAACAGAAGACAGAUUUUCACAUCCUGGAACUAUUGGUUCUGCUUCACUGUUUAGUUACUUUUGCAAGAUACAGACACAACGCCACAAGACCAAUGUCUAGUACAAGAACUUCUUCUCCCAACAAAGGACUCCAUUUUCAGUCAAAGAUGUUGCAAUUCAUUUCGCUGACUCAGUUGUCUGAAGAGGAAAGGAGAUUGUUGGAAGAGGUAACUACAAGGAGAUGGAUUCCAGGAAUUAGCAAAAGUGAGAAUCUUGCAGGGACUAAGAAAAAAGAAGCUAUGGUUUGGCAUUUUAGCAACAGUGUUGGGAGCUCACCAGCUAAGUGGCUCUUUGCAACAAAGUUGGACUUGGAUGUUAUGGAUGGCCUAUAAGAUGCUCAGACUUUUGUUGGUUAAUUAUAAAGAGUUUUUCAAUCAAUCCCUAUAACACAAGAAUUUAUUAAAACAACUUUUUCGAUAAUGUAAUUUCUAUCAAAAUAUACUAUCAGAAAGCAUGCUAUCUGUAGAAUAUUUUGACAGAUUUAAAGAGUGGAUUGAAUAACUCCAAUUUUUAUCAUCCAACAUUGACAACCAUUGUCAAUUCAUAUAUUGUAUAUCUAUACAUAAUUUUUUUUAUUGUUUGCUUUGAAAUUUACUAGGUACUUACAUAUAUAGAAAGGAAAGCUAAAUAGAACACUUUUUGGCAUAGGAAAGUUGUAAAUAGAAUAUAUGCUUGUUUUUUUAUGUUCGAUACCAUGGUAUAAAUUCCGUCCAUGUUUAUUAUUAUUAACUUUGAAUGAA